Messenger RNA from Lingula anatina, 1519 nucleotides. RefSeq lists its product as uncharacterized. Lineage: Eukaryota; Metazoa; Brachiopoda; Lingulata; Lingulida; Lingulidae. Gene Ontology annotation, biological process: immune response. Gene Ontology annotation, cellular component: membrane. The record is from RefSeq and is a predicted model, not a curated record. Gene Ontology annotation, molecular function: tumor necrosis factor receptor binding; receptor ligand activity.
UUGCUUUGUCUUCGAGGCUCUUGUGACAGAAUUUAUCAACGUUAACGACACUGAAUUCGAGUGAUGUGUGCUGUUGCACCUUCAUGUAAAAAGUGUUUUUCCGAGAGAUGCCUGUAUCCAGAUCCCCUAAAUGUAUUUCAAUUGAGAAAUUUGACACGAAUAAAAACUGUUUGCAAUUUACCACACAAUGAAAUCAACUUUACCCACUCCAAGUCCCGUUAAGGUAAACUACGCAGUAGAUUUCUUUGCUGAUAAAAAUAGAUCCCAUCAAGGUCAGCGUUCAUAUUCCACUAUACAGCGCCGUGGUGUGCUUAGUUCAUUGUAAUUUUUGUUCGUUUUGGUAAAGGUGUUUACCGCGGCUGUAAAUAAACGCAGAACAAACACCAUGGAGUUAAGGGCUUCCGAGAGAUUGCGCCAAUCCAGUGUGGUGAAAAUUUGUCUUGUUGGAGGAGGAGCUGGAGCACUAUGCGCAGUAAUGAUAUGCGCAGUUGUCUUGUCCCUUGCGCUCGACCAGGGGUUCGUUAACGAUUUUACUCAACGACAACUGGCAGCAAACUCACACCCAGAAUCAACACGUAAUGAGGUACAGGUACUCGGUUCGCUGGUUCAUUCAAGAAGCAAACGUUGGUUGAACAAAGGGCAACAAUUUGCCGAACCAUCUUCAACAUUAAGGAAGAGAAACCCACGUGACUUGGAAGACAAAAUUAGCGGUCACAAACGUCAUCAGCGGAACCGUCGAUCUGUUGAGUCUAAACCGUCCAUCCACCUUGUUCCAAAAACUGGAGGGAACCCUAGUGUUGCUCCUGUCUUGAGUGACGGUACGUUCUGCCACUGGCGGCACCUCACGCUGUCCAAUGACGGCAGUCUCUAUUACGACGCCUAUCACAACGUUGUGGUCAUCACAAAGCCAGGUGUGUACUAUGUGUACGGUCAGGUGUAUGUCAGGGCCACAUCGGACAAAAAUGUGUCCUUCUGUUUAUUCCGAGGGCACAGGAAACGUCACAAGUGGUUCAUCUUUGAUUUAAACACCCAUGAUCUUUCUGGCGCAUUGGUUUGUGGUCUGUUACAGCCUCGAUUUGAUUUCACACCGACCCAAUUCCAACUGACCAAUGAGGAGGUCGUUAUAGAAUUGCCAAGGGAUAAAAUGAGGCAUGCGUACCGUACACGCGCUACCAGCAUGGUUUCAGGUGUAUUUUAUUUUGAUGAGAAUGAUACUGUUUCGAUGGCGAUAGCAGGAGGUACUGAUGUCAGCGAACACAGGGAGGAUUUACAAAUCGGCCUCCAACACAAUUUCACAUAUUUUGGAGCCUUUAUGGUGUAAUUCAACGUACCAUGGGCAAUAAAUUUGUGAAAUGUUAAGAAUAUUGUAUGCUUAAACGUGCCUGUGUACGUGCAUCGCAACUUACAAAACGAUGAUGCCAAAUCUCCACUUUUAUACCGUGUAAAUACCGUGUAUAAUUAAUACUAGUACACAGGGUACUAGUACUUUGCACUUAGUAUUGAUUCUUAUUUUUAGGCA